AUGGAAAUGCUCUAUCAAAAUCCAAUCUUUUUCCAGCAGACCUUCCACAAGGAGCCGUCACAAGGUGCACUUUUUUUCAAUCUCUUCAUCAAUAACAUAGCCGAAUCUGUACGGAGUGUCACGACCAUCAAGUGCUUAUCUUAUGCUGAUUAUCUUGUUCUAUGGCAUUCCGCCCCGAAUAAACGCUCAGAAGAGGACUGA
Messenger RNA from Rodentolepis nana, 201 nucleotides. Lineage: Eukaryota; Metazoa; Platyhelminthes; Cestoda; Cyclophyllidea; Hymenolepididae. The record is from the annotation of a GenBank genome assembly.